Parathielavia appendiculata is the source of this 750-nucleotide messenger RNA. RefSeq lists its product as uncharacterized. NCBI's taxonomy places the organism in Eukaryota, Fungi, Ascomycota, Sordariomycetes, Sordariales, Chaetomiaceae. The record is from RefSeq and is a predicted model, not a curated record. The coding region runs from base 143 to 655 and encodes 170 amino acids. The transcript has a single exon.
GACGAAGGGAAACAGCAAAGGGCCAUGGCAAGCCUGGACGGCGCUGGUUUGCCUGACAUGAACUCCUGGCUAGUUGCGCUAAUCCCCACGGGCGUCGUUAUCAAGACGGGGGAACCUGGAACUGCCAAACGUGAAACCGGCCAUGCCGGCGCGGCGACUAACACGCAAGUCUCGCCGAUCGGUGGUGGGGCUCCGGGUUUUGACGGCCAUUCAGGACCCGGCCAUAUGGGUCAGAUGUCGGCGGCGUUUGGUACUCACAGGCAUGGCCGAAAGCAGAUCAGGGUCCAAGAGAGCGUUGCGAGUUGAAAUUGAAUGUCCGCAAUUCGCGCUUUGUUUUCCGAUCAAGGACCAGCUAGCGAAGGAGCAACAUCGUCGCCAACUAUGGAGAGGUAGACCGGGCCCGGGACUUAGGAAUGAGAUUGCAGCCUUGGCCCCCCAUUCCAUUUCUUGCCGAGCUGCCGAGUACUCGUACUAUGUUAUAUUGCUGUUUACUUGGCGUCGUCGUGCUUGUGGGAGGCGGUGUUGCACCGCCUUUGUGACGGCCAGAGCACUCCCCCUCAGGGUGUCGCGAUCGAAGCCGCGAUGUGAGGGUGGAACAAACGGCACUCGGCUUGCUCGAUAUAGCUCUGCCGAGACGGAUGUCGCGUCAGCAUGAUUUGGGUGGGGUGGGAUAAGGUGCAGCCUCCUGCUGGCGACCAAGAAGCAGGGGCUUUAUCGUGUCACGCAAGAGAGUUGGGCGCCAAAGAGUCA